AUGGAACAAUCGUUUGAGAUGAUAAGGCUAAUUAGAGAUAAGAUAUUGGACACGAUGGAAAGUGAUAGGCCGCUGAUUAUAGUGGGGAAUAAAGCGGAUCUUGAAGUACAAAGGCAGGUGAGUUUUGAAGAAUUGAAGGAAGUGGGGAAAGAAUUUGGAGGGGUUCCGGUGAUGGAGUGUUCUGCGAAGAGUAAUUAUAAUGUUGAUGAGGUUUUUGAGAGUAUAGUGAAGGAGAUAGAGAAGAUGGAGGGAGGUGAGGAUGAGGAUAAGGAGGAGAAGGGAUGUGUGGUCAGUUGA
This is a messenger RNA of Brettanomyces nanus, 297 nucleotides long. RefSeq lists its product as uncharacterized. Bases 1 to 297 code for a protein of 98 amino acids. Gene Ontology annotation, molecular function: GDP binding; GTP binding; GTPase activity. Gene Ontology annotation, cellular component: plasma membrane. The record is from RefSeq and is a predicted model, not a curated record. Lineage: Eukaryota; Fungi; Ascomycota; Pichiomycetes; Pichiales; Pichiaceae. Gene Ontology annotation, biological process: small GTPase-mediated signal transduction. The transcript is spliced from 2 exons.